AGAGACGGAAAGCUGCAGUAAAGUUUGGGGGAGGAGGUGCGGAGUAACAUCUCUCUCUUCGUCCACACGCUCUAUCACUCCCCAUUUCUACCUUUUUCUCUCCCUCCCACCAUAGUUCUCUCUCAUAUUCAGUCACAGCGGAGCUCAGGCUGGGAUAACGGUGUUAUCUGGGAAAUAUGCCGGCGGUUGGAGCCGUGGGAGUCGGGCUGCUCUGCGCGCUGCUUUUUGCCCUGAUUCCUGGUGGCAUGUCGGACUUGGUGACUCUGGUGCAGGAUCCAGUCCGUCCCGAAUCGUCCCUGCUGAAGCCUAAAGUUAUGAUCGCCAUUCUGGCUCGCAACGCUGCGCACAGCCUACCGUACUACCUGGGCUGCAUCGACAGGCUAGACUACCCGAAGGAGCGGAUAGCUAUUUGGGCGGCGACAGACCACAGUGUGGACAACAGCACAGCCAUGCUGAGGGAAUGGCUAAAACAGGCCCAGGACCAGUACCACUACGUGGAGUGGAGACCCAUGGAGGAGCCCAGGUCCUACACAGAUGAGUGGGGCCCCAAGCACUGGCCCCCGUCGCGCUUCAACCAUGUGAUGAAGCUGAGGCAGGCCGCUCUGAAGGCAGCUCGAGAACGCUGGGCAGAUUACAUAUUGUUUGCAGACAGUGAUAACCUUCUGACCAACCCCAGAGUCCUGACCCUGCUCAUGGCGGAGAACCUGACUCUGGUGGCCCCCAUGUUAGAGUCCCGCUCUCUCUACUCCAACUUCUGGUGUGGCAUCACUCCACAGGGUUACUACAAACGUACCCCAGACUACCAGCCAAUCAGGGAGUGGAAACGUCUGGGUUGCUUUGGCGUACCCAUGGUGCACUCUACCUUCCUGCUGGACCUGAGGCGUGAUGCCAGCCUGGCGCUGGCCUUCUACCCCCCACACCCUGACUACAGUUGGUCCUUUGAUGACAUCAUGGUGUUCUCUUUCUCCGCCCGGCAGGCAGAUGUUCAGAUGUAUGUGUGCAAUAGAGAGCACUAUGGCUUCCUGCCGGUUCCUCUGAAGGCCUCCCAAAACGUUGAGGACGAGAAGGAGAGUUUUACACACACUAUCGCUGAGGCCAUGAUUGACCACAACAUAACACCCUCAGAGUAUCUGUAUAAUCCUCACAUGCCACAGGACAGGAUGGGCUUUGAUGAGAUCUUCCUGAUCAAUCUGAAACGUCGUAUGGACAGGAGACAGAGGAUGUUGAACACCAUGGCCUCUCUGGGUCUGCAGGCUACCCUCACUGAUGCGGUGGACGGCAAGGCUCUGAACACGUCUCAGCUGCAGGCAUUGGGUAUAGAGAUGAUUCCAGGUUAUAAGGACCCAUACUCUGGACGUGUUCUUACACGAGGAGAGAUCGGUUGCUUCCUCAGCCAUCACUCCACUUGGGUUCAGAUGGUUGAGCGGGGUCUAUCCAAGGUUCUGGUGCUGGAGGACGAUGUGCGAUUUGAGCCAAGGUUUAAGAGGCGAAUGAUUACAAUCAUGGAGGAGAUAGAGAAGGUCCAGCUGGACUGGGAUCUCAUCUAUGUGGGGCGGAAGCGUAUGCAGGUUCGGCAGCCGGAGCGUUCGGUGGAAGGGGUUAAUAACCUGGUGGAGGCUGACUACUCCUAUUGGACGCUGGGCUAUGCCCUGUCAUCACAAGGUGCCAGGAAGCUGCUGGCGGCUCAGGCAUUCAGCAAGAUGUUACCUGUCGAUGAGUUCCUCCCUGUUAUGUUCAACAAACACCCAAAUUCAGACUUCAUGUCUCACUUUGAGCGUCGGGACCUGAAGGCCUUCUCUGUGGAGCCCUUGCUGAUCUACCCCACUCACUACACGGGCGAGCCGGGCUACGUCAGCGACACGGAGACCUCCACCAUCUGGGACGACGAGGCCACCGCCACGGACUGGGACCGGCAGCACCAGCACGCCGGGAAGAUGGAGCAGCAAGGCCGGAUUCACAGCGUGGCCCAGAACAGUGUGACAGGAGACUCCCCUCCACCCGCCGCGCGCUCAACACGAGACGAAUUCUGAGGAGGGAGAGACAGAGACUUGGGAAUGUGUUUACACACGGGCAUACUGUACGCAAGGACACGGCUGUUCAAACAGCCACUCACACGGGCAUACUGUACGCAAGGACACACCUGGUCACACAGCCACUCACACGGGCAUACUGUACGCAAGGACACAUCUGUUCACACAGCCACUCACACGGGCAUACUGUACGCAAGGACACACCUAGUCACACAGCCACUCACACGGGCAUACUGUACGCAAGGACACACACCCACUCACAUGGGCAUACUGUACACAAGGACACACAGCCACUCACAUGGGCAUACUGUACGCAAGUACACACCUGGUCACACACCCACUCAUACGGGCAAUACUGUAAGCAAAGACAAACCCACUCACACAGGCAUACUGUACGCAAGGACGGACCUGGACACACCCACUCACGCACAUGGACGAAUCACAUGCACAGACUCAAAUCGCGCGUGCACGCAUGUGCACGCACGUGCACACACACACACACACACACACUUGUGUGAUAACAAACAAACAGAAAAACACACACAUUCAACUGCACACACAGUCAACCGCUCAGCUCAACGCUCUUUAUCUGCUGGCUAAUAGCAUAACAGCAGGCUGAGAUGUGAAUCCCAUUGGCUGCCUGGUGAGGAGCGGAGUGGUCUGGGCAAGGAUCAGGAAGUGGGCUGCAGAACCAAGUUUAUUUAUUACACAUGCGCUCUUUGUAGUCAGACACACGCAUGCUUUACACACAUUACACCUACACACACCAUCCAGCCCCACACACACAUUUAGAAUCCGAGAGUGACCUUGAAGAAAUGCAAAGAGGGACUGGACAAAUGUGAGUCUGGGAUGAACUGGGACACUGCAACAUGUGGAAGACACAUUUAGCUGUUGGCAAUUCCGCAGUAACACUGACAAAUCAAUGUUUUUCUGUUGUUAAAAAUGAUGAUUAUUGUAAUUUAAAAAAUAGCAGAUGUGGUUUUAUGGGCAGUCCAGGGAAUAAAGGAAUCUUGCAGCUGUCUGAA
Messenger RNA from Esox lucius (northern pike), 3055 nucleotides. RefSeq names its product collagen beta(1-O)galactosyltransferase 2 (gene colgalt2b). NCBI's taxonomy places the organism in Eukaryota, Metazoa, Chordata, Actinopteri, Esociformes, Esocidae. The coding region runs from base 177 to 2030 and encodes 617 amino acids. The record is from RefSeq and is a predicted model, not a curated record. The transcript is spliced from 12 exons. Gene Ontology annotation, molecular function: procollagen galactosyltransferase activity.